This is a messenger RNA of Tilletiaria anomala UBC 951, 3060 nucleotides long. RefSeq lists its product as uncharacterized. The transcript is spliced from 2 exons. NCBI's taxonomy places the organism in Eukaryota, Fungi, Basidiomycota, Exobasidiomycetes, Georgefischeriales, Tilletiariaceae. Gene Ontology annotation, cellular component: membrane; cis-Golgi network; COG complex. Gene Ontology annotation, biological process: intracellular protein transport; Golgi organization; intra-Golgi vesicle-mediated transport. The coding region runs from base 132 to 3020 and encodes 962 amino acids. The record is from RefSeq and is a predicted model, not a curated record.
CUUACAUCAUCUUUUCUUGUGACCUGCAUAUGGAGUAGGUGUUUGGCAAAGAGGACGGCAAAACCUGAGAGUCCAGCCGUCGCUCGUCCUCUGGCUCGGAGGUUGGGUGUGAAGUGCCCAGCUUGUACGCCAUGCACAGGAGCAAGGGCAAUCAAGGUGGUCACGCUCAAGCGCCACAAGGGCAGCAGCUCGCUGCGUCCUCGACUCAGAACCGGACAGAGAAGGUCAAGCUGACGCUCGAGCAAUGGUCGACGCAAUUGGCACCACUGUCCGAUGUCGACAAGGCAUCCGUAACUACGCUCGGAGAAUGGAUCGACGGACAAAAGAAAGCCCAUGCGUUAGGGCAACGGCGGCGAACCUCGCAGAGCGAUGACGUUGCUGCAACCGGAGGGAGCAUGGGCCUCAAUGGUCAUGCACAAUCUCCCGCAACACGCAGUGAAGCGGGGCGGUCAGGCAAAUUGGACGACUCCCUAGAAGCUGGGUCGUUGGAUCGCAAAAUGCAAGCAGCCCUGCCUUCGAAGCCGCUCUCUGACACAGCAGCAUAUCAAGCAUGGAUCGCUUCGCUAGAAGACCAUAUCUUCUCCACAAAUGAAUCAUCAUACGUCGCCUCAGUCGAACAAGUGACGCGUGCAAGGAAGGCAGUCGAUGCAAUUCUCGAGGAUAUUGAACGCGCCGCUGUACACGUCUCUGAGCUUCGAGCUGGGUGCCAAUACGUCGAAGAAGGAACAAUGGGUCUGCGCGAAGAUGCAGAAACCCAGUUAGAGAAGAUGGACCGGCUGCACGAGCUAGCUGAGGGAUUAUCCCUACGCAGGAGCUACUUUGCGCUGCUGCCGGGUAUCACGCGCUUCCUGUCCAGUCCUUCACCCGACCUUUCCCUUGUCCUCGCCCCAGACUUUCUACACAACCUCGACAAGCUAGACGUUGCGCUGUCCUUCGUAGCAGCACACGAACACUACAAGGACGCGAACUUGUAUCGGAUGCGUUUCGAGCAGUGCAUCGUCAGAGCCGCCAGCUUGAUACGCAUGUGGCUCUUUAGAUGGACGGCAGACUGGACGACGAAGACGCAGGAAGGAUUGAAAAUUUGGCAGACGAACAAGAUCAGAAAGGGUAAAGAGAAGGAGCGACCCGACUCGCUAGAGCUUGGGGAUCCCCGAAUGGAGCUGGCAGAACUCGCCAUCCAAUCGCUUUUCUUUGAUCCACAAAUCAACGAGACGGCGCAAAUUCGCACAUUGUUGGUGGAGCUUGAGAAACGGUCACGAAAGCUAGGCGCCGACGAACAGAUCGACUCACAGCCCUCAAGAGAGCAACAAGUUAUCAAUCGUCGGGAGCAGGGCUAUGAGACCGUCUUCCUGCCAGAGGUUGGGCCCAUCCUCACAGAUUGUCGCACCUCCCUUUUCACGUCACGCCAAUCACUACUUGCCAACUUUGUCAAUGCCAGUUUCAUCCGCAUAGAUGCAUUCGUUGCCUCCGAAGGGGCAGUGGGAUCUGCACCCUCAUCCUCCACUCCCACCAACUCUCUCCUCAAAUUCCUAGAUUUCGCUCUACGCUUUGCUAUACCUCUUUGUGCAGACGAAGAGGAGUUGUGCUCGCAGAUGAUGGACAUCAGGCCGCCGCCUGAAGGCCUUUCAAGCGGACAAUGCGAAUUCGUUACACACAUGGAAGCACUCGUCGCGACGCCAUUGCUGGACAAGCUCAAGAUUAGACUCGCCAAGGAGACCGAGUUGGCCACUCUUGCUAGAGCAUGCCAUUUUCUCUGGACUUGCCAGCUUGACCCCCCCGCAGACACCCGGCCUGUUGACUCUGUUUCGCUCCGACGUACCUUGGCCCCUGUUCUGAAGGAAGUGCGUGCAAGGUUGCUCAGCCGCGCGCAAGCUGUAAUCGCAUCGCACGUCGCAGCCUACAUGCCAAGUCCUGCAGAUCUCGAUUACUUUGACAACCUUAAGCUGCAAAGCAAUGGCGGUCUCAAACCCACCGCAGCCGCAGGUCAUCGACGACGCAUAAGCAGCAUAGGCGGUGCUGGUCUCUUAGGAGCUGCAAUCGACGCGGAGGAAGAGUCAACAUCAAGUCCGACGUCAGGCAGCCCAUCACAUCUGUUCACCAAGCCUUCCAAUGAAGCUACACGCACCUGGUAUCCCGCUUUCUUUCGCACAUUUGAGAUCCUCGCCGUGCUACACAAAGCUCUCUCGUCGGAGCAACUGAGAGACGCCGGCUCUCAAGCGCUUCGGAGUUGUCUUUCGGCUUUGAGGAAUGCUGCUCGCAUCAUGCAACAGUGCCCAGCUGCAUCAACGCAAAGCACUGCCGCUUUCUACUCCGACUUGUUCCUUUUACGGCACGUCCUCUUGCUGCGCGAGGCACUCGUCUCACUUGACGUUGCUGUUCAGCAUCUGCAGGAGCGUGAGGCCGAGGGUGGCGCGUUCAACUCGGCGCAGAUCAAUGAUAGUGCCCCAGGCAUCGAUCUUUCCGUGCUCGUCUCUGCUCUGAGCACGCUCUGGGCCAGUACCGGCGCUCUGCUUGAUCCAAGAAGACUGGUCCAAGCUUCGAAUCAGCGAGAAGCAGAGACAGAGUCCGAUCAGGUGCAAAACGGCAUCUCUGCACUACGUUUGAGUAACUCGGCGAUCUCGAAGGAGCUCAAAGCCACGUUGCAGAGCACUUCUGCCGCUGUACGCGACUAUGUCGUUCGCUCUGCAAGUUUCCCAUUACGAGUUUUCCUGGACACCGCAUCCAAGGCGAUUCAGGGAGAACUCCAGAGCAAUCUGGACACAUCUGCAGAAAAAGCAACAAACGCAUUUGACUCAUUCCAGACGACUGCAAGGGCUGCGCUGACCGAUGCAGAAGCUGAUUUCAGCUUGUACCUUGGCGAUGACUUGGCAACCGAAAAUCUUCUGCGGGGAACUGUGGAAGAACUACAGGAAGUUUACGAGCAAUUCAGUAGUUUGGUUUCACAAGCGUACUCCCUCGUUGGGCUCAAGCCUGACGUUUCUGACGCAAUCGGAUGGCGGCUCACGUCACCGAACAAGUGAAAUAUAUUGAUGGAAGAAAACCAAUGGAUGAUGAUUACAA